AUGGCUUUUAAGAACUUCUCGUCUAGUGCUGAGUCUGGUCCGCUCCCCUUCAAAUAUGUGCCGAUAGAAGAAGUCGAGAGACUUGAAAAGUACCAGCCUGGUGGAUAUCAUCCUAUCCUGAUAGGAGAUGUUCUUCAUUCCCGAUACCGAGUCGCCCACAAGCUAGGCUACGGAGCCUAUUCAACCACCUGGCUCUGCCGGGAUUCCCAGUCUAAUACAUACGUGGCAGUCAAAGUCGGAACGGCGGAGUCAAACGAUCGAGAGGUUGAUGUCCUGAAUUACCUCAACCACGUCAGAACGGCGGAGUCAAACGAUCGAGAGGCUGAUGUCCUCAAUUGUCUCAACCACUCUUCUCCACUUGAUCACCUAGGGAGUUCGAUGAUACCCUCUAUCAAAGACAGAUUCAUCCUCCAUGGCCCUAAUGGUACCCACCCUUGCUACGUGACAACAUUAGCUAUGUGCAGUGUGUCUAGUGCGAAAGAAGGGUCAUACAAACGCAUCUUUCAGGCCAGCACAGCUCGCUCGCUUAUUGUACAACUCUUACUAGCCGUCCAGUAUAUCCAUAGUAAAGGAGUUGCUCAUGGAGACCUUCAUACCGGCAAUAUUCUUUUAGGUCUCCCAGCCGAUUUCGAUCAGCUCUCAAUUGAGGAGUUAUACGAAAAAUACGGUUCGCCCACGUUAGAGCCAGUCAUUCGUUUUGAUGGGCAGCCCAUUAAGGAGUCCAGUAUUCCAUCUAGCGUCGUCCCUCCGAUCUGGCUUGGAAAAGCUUCAGAGGAAUUCUCCCUUCCAGAAUCUAGAGUCUUACUUAGUGAUUUUGGAGAGGCAUACAGACCCUCUAUAGAGUACCGAUAUAGCUCGCACACUCCUAUAUCCUUUACGCCGCCUGAAGCCCGGUUUGAUCCAGAAUGUGGCCUUUCCUUUUCAGCUGAUAUCUGGACACUCGCCUGUUCGAUAUGGAUAAUACUCGGCCAGCGCCCCUUAUUCGAGGAUAUACUGGCCACGCCGGACGAUAUCACAGCCGAACAGGUUGAUACUCGAGGGAAAUUACCCCUACGGUGGUGGGAGAAAUGGGCAGCGCGCCACAGAUAUUUCGAUGAAAGUGGAAAACCAAAUCAAGGUCGACAGGUGAGGUCUUGGGAAGACCGCUUUGAAAAGCACAUUCAACUCCCACGACAACAGGCUGGAAUCCCCGGUUUUGACGUAGAAGAGAAAGCUGCUAUUAUGAAUAUGUUACGAUCAAUGCUAUGUUUUGAGCCUGAAAAGCGGUUAACUGCGCGGGAUAUUCUAAAAUGCGAGUGGAUGGAGAGAUGGGCAGUACCAGACUUUGAAAAAUCUCACGUUGGGGAGUGCCGGGGCCGUGGAUGA
Molecule: messenger RNA, 1365 nt
Organism: Penicillium vulpinum
Lineage: Eukaryota; Fungi; Ascomycota; Eurotiomycetes; Eurotiales; Aspergillaceae
Exons: 2
Coding region: 1-1365 (454 amino acids)
Biological process (GO): protein phosphorylation; regulation of mRNA processing; spliceosomal complex assembly
Molecular function (GO): ATP binding; protein kinase activity
Source: RefSeq, a predicted model, not a curated record